Molecule: messenger RNA, 704 nt
Organism: Notodromas monacha
Lineage: Eukaryota; Metazoa; Arthropoda; Ostracoda; Podocopida; Cyprididae
Source: the annotation of a GenBank genome assembly
UUAUUUUCUUUACGUGUCCAGAAUUUUCUUUCGGCUUUGAAAUUUUAGCUUCGUGAACGCCCUCCAACUUGAAGAUGAGCGCCGAAGGAACUCCUCGUGAAAGAACCUUCAUCUGUGUCAAGCCUGACGGUGUCCAACGGGGUCUUGUCGGUGAAAUCAUCAAGCGCUUUGAGCAAAAGGGCUUCAAGCUCGUAGCGCUGAAGAUGAUGCAGGCGUCCGAGGAAUUGCUGAAGAAUCACUAUGCUGACCUUUCUUCAAAGCCCUUCUUUGCUGGUCUCGUCAAGUACAUGGGUUCUGGACCUGUCGUGCCCAUGGUUUGGGAAGGACACGGAGCUGUCAAGAUGGGCAGAAUGAUCCUGGGAGAAACAAAUCCUGCGGAUUCUAAGCCUGGAACAAUCCGCGGAGACUUUUGCGUUGAGGUUGGAAGGAAUGUCGUGCACGGCUCGGAUGGUGUGGAGUCCGCGAAGCGGGAAAUCUCCAUGUGGUUCAAGGAUACUGAAUUGAACUCAUGGGGCCAGUGCGCCGAAAGCUGGGUGUACGAGUAGGCUACUUCGUUCUUCCAAGUCUUCGAAGAAAUUGGCAGGAGCAGCAACUUUGAAUGAUCGUAGUUGUUGCCCCGGCAUAUCAAGAACUGUCAUCCUGUGCAUGAGAAAUGUGAAGCUUGUUAGAUGCGCGACGAGAUCAGGAAUAAAUGCCGAAGUCGA